CGCCAGGUGGCGCUCACAGUCAGAGAAGACGAGUCGCUGUUGUAGUGCUUCUGUGUGUUGUAACGGCUUUUCUUCUUUAAAUUCACGGCAAUUUUAUUUUAAUACAGACGGUUUGGCAAAAUAUAAACACCAAAGAAGAAGAAGACUAAACAGAGUCAUUACUCAAGCUGACUGCAUAAAGCUAACUGAGCAGAAGUAGAUCAGACUGAGGAUCAGACUGUUAUGGCGUCACUGGUAAACAGCAGUUCGUCCACCGAGUACGUCGUCCGAGUACCAAAGAACACAAGUAAGAGGUACAGCAUCAUGGCUUUCAACGCUGGAGACAAAGUGAACUGUUCCACAUGGACUCAGGCUCGGAUGGAGCGGGAUCUGAGUAACAGGAGGAUGUACGGUGAGGAGGAGACACCAGAGGGAGCUGCCGGCAGUGAGUUUGGUAAAAAACAUAGGGAGGAGGCACGAAGGAAGAAGUUUGGGAUCGUAACUCGUGAGUUUAAGGUAGAGGACCAGCCAUGGAUCCUCAAGGUGAACGGGAAAUCAGGGAGAAGGUGCGACUCCAUCAUGUUUAAGGGGCAGAAGAAAGGAGGCGUGACUGAGAACGCUUCAUACUACAUCUUCACACAGUGCCCUGACGGAGCAUUCGAGGCUUUUCCUGUUCACGCCUGGUACAACUUCACCCCGGUGGCUAAACACCGCACACUCACUGCUGAGGAGGCUGAGGAGGAGUGGGGCAGGAGGAAUAAAGUGGUGAAUCACUUCAGUAUCAUGCUGCAGCGGCGGCUGAAAGAGCAGGAACAUGGUGAGGAAGAGGAAGAGGAAGGGGAAAAAGGAGCGAAGAAGAAGAAGAAAAAAGGUGGCCAGGGAGGAGACCUGCGUAUUCACGACUUAGACGAUGAUCUGGAAUUGAGCAGUGAUAACAGUGACAGCAGCGCAGGUGAAGAAGGAGAAGGUCAGUCAAAGAGUAAGAAGGAGAACAGUUCAAAGUCCAAGGGGAAAAAGAAGAAAAAGAAGAAGGGCAGUGAUGCGGAGGGACAUGAGGACAGCGAUGACGGAGACUUUGAAGGUCUGGAAGUAGACUACAUGUCUGAUGAGAGCAGUUCUGAGGAAGAGGAGCUUGAGAAAAUUAAGCCUAAUAAAGGAGAGGACGUGCCUAAAGGAAUCGAUGAAGCAUCGGAGAGUGAGGAGGAGAGUGAGGAGGAGAACAAGAACGAGGAUGAGGCCAAAGAGGAGGAGGAGGAGGAAGAUGGCAAGAAGACUCCUGUACAGGUGGAGAAGAAGAAGAAAAAAGACAGCAGCGGAGAGUCCGACAGCUCUGAGGACAGUGACAUUGAGGGAGAAACGGCGUCUGCGCUCUUCAUGGCGAAGAAGCGCACGCCUCCUAAAAGGGGUGGUCGAGGUUCUGCUGGAAGUUCUAGAGCAGGAAGUCGUCCAGGAACACCUUCCAUCGACCAUGCUGCAACCUCCAACACACUGCGAGCUGCCGCAAGCAAACUGGAGCAGGGUAAGCGUCAGGCAGCCAUGUCCAGCUCAGACACUCCUGCUGCCAAGAGGCUGAAGAUGGAGCCGACUUCUCAGAGUCCGUCGGGAAAGAGCACACCACAACCAGCUUCUGGGAAAUCCACACCAAGCUCCAGGUAUCAUCUCACCUUCUUGCCAGAGCCCAGGCUGGUACCGCUUAGUGACGUGCAGCUGACCGAAGAGGCUGUGCGCCGUUAUCUGAUCAGAAAACCCAUGACCACUAAAGACCUGCUGAAGAAGUUCCAGACCAAACGCACUGGACUGAGCAGCGAGCAGACGGUCAAUGUACUCGCACAGAUCCUCAAGAAACUAAACCCAGAGAGGAAAAACAUCAACGACAAGAUGCACUUCUACCUCACUGAGUAGAGAGAGAGAGCGAGAGAUUAAAAACAGAAAUACAGGAGGCGGGGCCAAACACAAUGCUACACAACCACUCGAGUGGGGUCAUGAGGUGGAGCUGUACAGUAUCCAUGGGACUUUUGUUUCCUUACUUAAUUUUUUUCGGAUGCACUGGUGAACUAAUCAUUGUGUAAUAAGUAUAACAUGAAAUAUGAGUACAACACCAACUUCUUUUCAUUUGAGUUUGUGAAUGUAAUGAAGACUCUUUUCGUAAUGAAGAAAGUUUAUUUAUUUCCGGCUCUUCAGGAACGCUACAACUCGUCUGCUGCUUUUUUUUUAGUUUUAACAUGUUAAUUGUGAUUGGUCGAAGACUGAAUGUUUUAUUUAAAAAAAAGUCAACUGUCAAAAGGUCUGUUUUCAUUUCCUGGUUGAUGCGUGAAGAAGAGGAUUGAUUUAGUGCUUUAGGAGUUUGAUGGCUGUAGUGACUUAAGGCUCUGGGUUACUGAAAAGAAGGUUGAGUUUAAGCCCCAGCACCACCAAGCUGCCCUGUAAACACCUCUCCUAACCCUCUUCUACCCAGCUGGGAUCUAUAAAUAAGAUUUCACUGUAUGUGAUAAAUAAAGGUGUCCUCUAUU
Molecule: messenger RNA, 2489 nt
Organism: Tachysurus fulvidraco (yellow catfish)
Lineage: Eukaryota; Metazoa; Chordata; Actinopteri; Siluriformes; Bagridae
Gene: gtf2f1
Product: general transcription factor IIF, polypeptide 1
Exons: 14
Coding region: 223-1881 (552 amino acids)
Biological process (GO): transcription initiation at RNA polymerase II promoter; positive regulation of transcription elongation by RNA polymerase II
Cellular component (GO): nucleus; transcription factor TFIIF complex
Molecular function (GO): RNA polymerase II general transcription initiation factor activity; DNA binding; TFIIF-class transcription factor complex binding
Source: RefSeq, a predicted model, not a curated record